AUGUAUGAUGAGAAGGCAGAUAGCCCAAACGAUGCCGAAGAAGCUGCUAAACCUGCAGAUGUGCCCACACAGAGAAGAAAACGGAUCUCCACCACGCCUAAUCUUGUCAAACCCAGAGCUGGACCUUCAUCUUCUCAGCAUUCUGCAUCAAAACCGCAGAGGAGAGCAUCACAGACUCCUGAUGGCUCAGCUUCACUUCAGGAUUCCUCUCCAUCAGAAAAGAGUAAUGUUGAAAGCCCUUUAAAAUCUCCCAUGCUGCCCGAAAAGAAAACACCUGUGCCACAAGUGCCACAGUUUUCCCCACUAAAAAAAUCAUUGAACAAAGAGCAGACUGUAGCUGUAAGUGCUCAAAAAAAUGAUGAUAGCUUGCAGAAGAACGUACCGUCUCCACUCAAGGAGAGACCAACACAGGAAAGAUCAGGAACACAGGAGGAAAAACUACCUACGAAACCUGCUUCCGUAAAGGAGAACCGAAUGUGCUCUGACCGUGAGAGGAUCCUCAAAGCUCGGAAGUUAAGGGAAAUGCUUAAAGAAGAGCUGAAGAAAGAGCGGAAACAGUUGAAACACAGGCCUCCAAUAAUUGAAGGACGUUCUCCACCAGAUCGUUCUAAAAUGACCAUGAGAGACUUGAUAUACUACCUGCCAGAAAACAAUCCUAUGAAGUCUUCAUUGGCAGAAGAAAAGAGAACAGAAAAAAAUUCAGCACUGAGUCAAAUGAAAGAACAGGAAGAGAGAAGAACUCCUGAUCAUGAAGAAGAUGAUGAAGAGGAAGAAGCAGAGAAUGGGGAGGAGAGUCAGGAUGCUCCACUUCUAGUUCCUCGUGUGAAAGUAGCAGAAGAUGGUUCAAUUAUUCUGGAUGAAGAAAGUUUAACUGUAGAAGUUCUAAGAACAAAAGGUCCAUGUGUUGUAGAAGAAAAUGAUCCCAUCUUUGAGCGUGGCUCCACAACUACGUAUUCCAGCUUCAGGAAAAGCUUUUACACAAAGCCAUGGUCAAAUAAAGAGACAGACAUGUUCUUUUUAGCUAUCAGCAUGGUAGGAACAGAUUUCUCCUUGAUUGGACGGCUGUUUCCUCACAGAGCUAGAGCAGAAAUUAAGAACAAGUUCAAACGAGAAGAAAAAGCUAAUGGAUGGAGGAUAGACAAAGCUUUCAAAGAAAAGCGGCCUUUUGAUUUUGAAUUCUUUGCCCAGCUGCUUGAGAAGGUCUUAGCAGAUGAGGAAAAGAGGAAGCAAAAAACUGCUAAAAGCCAUAAGCCAAAGGAAAAGAAGCCACCAAGGCCUCGAAAGAAGCCAAAAGAGUCAGUGUCAGCAAAAAAGAAGAAAAAGAAGAAGAGAAAAGAUGACCCUGAGCAGGAAGUGGAGAAUCUUCAAGAAGAAAUGGAUGUACCUUCCAAAAUUGCCAAAGAAGGGAAAUCUUCUAAGAAAACAGAAAAAAAAGUGGUAUGCAAUGCCAGCAAUGAUGAUCAUACUGCCUGUGGAGAAGAGCUGGGUAGUGUCACUGAAGGAAAGCAGGAUGAGACUGCUGUUACAGAGAAAGAGAGACCAGAGUCCUGUUUACCAGUGGAUGAUGUGCUGGAGAGAGAAAGUGAUGUCAAUUUAUGCAGCUUUGAAGAUAGCAAUGAUGUUAUAUUAGAAAUGGAAUCUGCUAAACUGAGAACCACGGAUAUUAGAGAUGAUACAUCACGAGAAAGUCACAUUUCAGAGUUACCAGUUUCAAAGAUUAGAAGUAAAGAAGGACAGUGUGAAGAAACUAAAGAAACAAAG
Messenger RNA from Merops nubicus (carmine bee-eater), 1761 nucleotides. It is a transcript of the gene BDP1, whose product is annotated as B double prime 1, subunit of RNA polymerase III transcription initiation factor IIIB. NCBI's taxonomy places the organism in Eukaryota, Metazoa, Chordata, Aves, Coraciiformes, Meropidae. The record is from RefSeq and is a predicted model, not a curated record. The annotation marks the transcript as partial. The transcript is spliced from 12 exons. Gene Ontology annotation, molecular function: TFIIIC-class transcription factor complex binding. Gene Ontology annotation, cellular component: transcription factor TFIIIB complex. Gene Ontology annotation, biological process: RNA polymerase III preinitiation complex assembly.